This is a messenger RNA of Clonostachys rhizophaga, 324 nucleotides long. The record is from the annotation of a GenBank genome assembly. Lineage: Eukaryota; Fungi; Ascomycota; Sordariomycetes; Hypocreales; Bionectriaceae.
AUGGAUAUCCGCAUGGGUGCAAUCAGCAACUCUCCUGCACUGCCUGCCUUUAGCGAAGAUAUGCUGAAGAUAGAGAUCAGUGGACUUGAAUUAGGCGGUAUAUGGACAACCCUCGGACGCUCGCUGAAGAAGCCGACGGAUGGAAUUUGCACCAUGGGAGUCUUGACGAAACCAGAUCUUGCCACUGAGAGAACUACCCAAGACACAGUCAGCGACCUCGUCCAGGGUAGGCGGAGCAAGCUGAAGCUCGAAUAUUAUGUGGCCCAGAACCGAAGCGCAGAUGACAAUAUCUCUACUGCAUCCGACCGCCUUGCUGCUCUCUAA